CAUUACACGCGCAUACACACAAACACACGCACACACGUGAAAGUGUAUAACCAAUAUAUAUUGAUACACACUCACAGAUUUAUAACCUACAUACAUGUUUCCGUAUUCGGUAUUUCGCCAUUUGAAGAAAGAUGAGUGAUCAACGGUCCCCUGAGUCGAUCAACAGGAGCAAACGUCCCGCAACGGAUGACCUUGACACACACAAACAACCUAAACAAACACGUUUAGAUAUUACCGACGCAGGAAUGGAAAAAACCCAUAUCAACGCUCCUGUCGAUACCAAGAUACUACAUUCGAACUUAUUAGUUGGUACGAGCACAACAGCGUCAGGAGCCGAUACCUUAGACACAGUUAUAGUAACGAGGAAAGCGGUACAACCAGCGCAACCGGGAGGACCUAUCAGAUGUAAACGUCAAAGACAGGCAAAAGGAGCGCUUGCAAGUCACGUACAGCGGCGAUCUGAACGUAUGCGCGAACUCAAUGAGCGGCUCAUACACGUGUUUGAUGAGCCUGUGUUGACGGAGAGUGAAAAGGCACAGGUACAGGCGGAUGUGGAGAAGGAGAAGGAGCGUGCAUCUCGCGAUGCUGCCGCCCAGAUAGCGCGGAUGGAGGAGCGUCUUAUUUCGGCACGUGAGAAAAAAGCGAGUUUAAUCCGGGAGCUGGAUGAAGUGACGGCGCGGAAAGCAAAAUGGGAAAGGCAACGCGACGAAGCGGUGAAGAGUACGGCCCAGAUAGUGAGCAAAUGUUCGCGGGUACAGAACGACAACGAAAGCAUGCAGCGAGAAGUGCGGGAGAUGGAAAUCUGCCACUUACAGACCAAGAUUGAUACUUUUGAAGACAUAGAGAAUAUCAAGCUCGCUUCUCGCCAAAAGAAAAGUGACGAACACCAGGAGAAGGUGUAUAAAUUUGCUCUCCAAGAACACGCGCAGCUGCAAGAGUCAGCGUACGAGCCCGAACUCGAGGCGGCGCGGAGCCUGAAGGCUCAGAAAUUGGAGGAGUUACAGUCACUCAAACAAAAAUACGAGGACCUGGAUCGGAAGGACGCUGAGAUAAACGGCCGGUGGGAUUCCGUGAAUGAGAAGAAGCGGGGGAUGUCAGCGGAUAUCGAGAGGCUGAGCCAACUGAAGGCAAAGAUAGCCGCUGCGAUGGACCUGUAUGGCGAUCGGUUGAGUGCCAGGUUUAGAGCCAGCGAGGAUCUCAGAGACGCGUGUGCCACAGUGUUUGAUAACAACAUGAGGAUCCGAAAGGAGCUCAAUGCGACACGCUACGAAACUCGGAUGCUACGGUUACGACAGCCGCUUAAUGAGCGGAAGCCGUUGUUGAAGCUUAAGUGGACGCGUAAACAUACGCUGAAACUGACCGAUAAUUUGCCUGGUAUUUUGAGCCAGUUGAAAGAACUCAACUGGAGAAAGAAGAAAUAGAUUUCGAACUGAUUUGGAAACUGACCUGAUAUUAAGGUUUGUUCUGUCUGUGAAUACCAGCAUAAUGUUGAACUGGAAUCGACUGGUUAAUACCAACAUGCUGCUGUACUGGAAUUGACUGGUAUCCACGGAUAUAUACUGAUCAAGUAAACACCAAAUUAUCAGGAAUAAAUUUCAAUUGUUAGGACUACAACUAAAUUAAUGGGAAUAGAACCUCAAUUAAUAGGAUUAUAACCAAAUUGAUCGAAUUACAACCAAAUUGAUCGAACUACAACCAAAAUAGUAGGAUUGCAACUAAAAUCAUUCAGGAAAUUCAGAGAUAGAGGGGGUCACUCCAUAUACACCGUGUGCGCUUGUGGGCUUGCGCGUCACCGAAGUCAGUAUAGAUUCCAUCUCGUACAGUCGGACGCACUUAUGCACAAGACAACAGUCACAUCUCUCGCUGUACCGGACAUGGAAGAUAUCAAGCUCACUUCCCGCCUACAGAAAAGUGACGAACACCAAGAGAAGGUGUACAAAUUUUUCUCUCCAGGAACACGCACAGCUGCAAGAGUCAGCGUACGAGCCUGAACUCGAGCCGGCGCGGAGCCCAGCGUCCUUCCGGUCCAAUUCCUCG
Sphaeroforma arctica JP610 is the source of this 2037-nucleotide messenger RNA. RefSeq lists its product as hypothetical. The record is from RefSeq and is a predicted model, not a curated record. The transcript is spliced from 3 exons. Bases 132 to 1421 code for a protein of 429 amino acids. Lineage: Eukaryota; Ichthyosporea; Ichthyophonida.